Messenger RNA from Didymosphaeria variabile, 555 nucleotides. It is a transcript of the gene TGL2, whose product is annotated as lipase 2. The coding region runs from base 1 to 555 and encodes 184 amino acids. Lineage: Eukaryota; Fungi; Ascomycota; Dothideomycetes; Pleosporales; Didymosphaeriaceae. The transcript is spliced from 4 exons. The record is from RefSeq and is a predicted model, not a curated record.
AUGAUACAGCUAACUGUACAUGCGAGACUUUGCUCGCUACGAAAAUUAAAGUGCGCCAUCUUCAUACCCUCCGCACGAAGAGCGUUCAGCAAUGCGCAGAUACGAAAAGAAGACCCGCGGCUGCAGGACAUUGGACGCGUCUUGAAAGACGAGUAUGCGGUGGUGAGGCGAAAAUACGAUACUCCCAAACAUACCCUAAUACUUGCCCACGGCCUCCUUGGCUUCGACGAACUCCGACUUGCAGGCCAGUUUCUUCCGGGAAUACAAUACUGGAGAGGGAUAAGAGAUGCGUUGUCAGAAAAGGGCAUUGAGGUUAUCGUGGCGGCUGUCCCGCCCUCUGGUAGCAUCGAGGCUAGAGCUGCACGAUUGGCUGAGGACAUAGCACAAAAGGCCCAAGGAAAGGCUGUGAACAUCAUCGCUGGACUCGACUCACGUUACAUGAUCAGUCGCCUGAAGCCCGAUAAUGUCAAGGUAUUGUCACUGACGACAAUCGCGACACCGCAUCGUGGCAGUGCUUUCGCAGACUAUAUGUUCGAUACCAUAGGCCGUGAGUAA